Didymodactylos carnosus is the source of this 628-nucleotide messenger RNA. NCBI's taxonomy places the organism in Eukaryota, Metazoa, Rotifera, Eurotatoria, Philodinida, Philodinidae. The record is from the annotation of a GenBank genome assembly.
AUGUCUUCGCAAGCAAUUGGUAUUGACUUGGGAACAACUUCAUCUUGUGUUGGUGUAUAUCAAAAUGGAAAAGUAAAAAUAUUAACUGAUAGCCAUGGAAAUAGUCGAAUACCGUCAUAUGUUGCAUUUACACAGACUCAGAAAUUAGUUGGUGAACAAGCCAAAAUUCUUGCAAUAAAAAAUCCGUUUAAUACAAUAUUUAAUGCCAAAAGAUUAAUUGGAAAAACAUACAAUGAUCCAACAGUGCAGGCUGAUAUGAGAUAUUGGCCAUUUAGAAUAAUUAACGAUGAUGGAAAACCGAAAAUACAGGUUGAAUACAAAUAUGAAACAAAAAUAUUUACACCAGAACAAAUAUCAUCGAUGAUAUUAACGAAACUAAAACAAAUUGCUGAAUCUUAUUUAGGUAUGUUUUUUUCAAACUAAAACACGCUAGUGAGAGAUUUAACAGAUAGAAAAUGAAUUGAAACUAUCAUCGUUAUACGACGACUGAAAAAUAUAUUGUAAACAGAAAACUCAUCACAUUUUCGACUGUAUAAAGCAACUUUGUAGAAAUAACAGAGCAGAAACCAGUAAAGUAGAGUGUGGCCACUUACGAGAGAACCUCCUGAGGUGCUAAAAACCUUUUUGA